AUGAGGCUUCUUUGUCUGCUGCCGCUGGUCUUCCUGGCCGGCGGCGGUGCCUCCAGGCCCAGAGACUGGGCUCAUCACGGCGCCCCCAUGUUUGCGGACCUCACGGUGCAGGAGAUGAAGGCGGUCCGUUCCUACCUGCACGCCGUUCCAGAGAUGCAUCUCACCAGUGCUGAAAGCAAGACUCUGAAGAAGAACAGCAUCCUCCUGAUGGAGCUCCACGUCCCCAAGAAGCACGAGGCGCUCAGAGCUCUGGACCGCGGACACGCCAGACCGCCUCGCCAAGCCCGCGUCAUCAUCCAGUUCGGGAACCAGAGCAAGCCGAACAUCACCGAGUACACCGUGAGUCCUCUGCCGAGGCCCAAGACUCACAAAGUCAGGACAUUCAAGGGGGGGCGGCCGGUGGCGUUCGACUCCAGGCCCAUCACCAGCGUGGAGUACCAUCAUCUUACCAAGACCCUCGAGAAGAUCACAAUGAGAGCUCACACGCUCCUGCUGGAGACCACGGGCGGAUUUUCCUUCACUAACUGUUCAAACCGCUGCCUGACGUUCUCGGACAUCGCCCCCCGUGGGCUGGGUCCCGGGGAAAGGAGAACCUGGAUCAUGCUGCAGAAGUUCGUUGAGGGUUAUUUCAUCCACCCAGUUGGGUUUGAGGUUCUGAUCAACCACAGGGACCUGGAUCCGGAAAAGUGGACUGUGGAGAAGGUCUGGUACAACAGCAUGUACUUCGACAGUGUCGAGGAGCUGGUGGAAAAGUACGAAUCAGGGAAGGUGGGAAAAGUCAAAUUGCCAGAUCAUGAUGAAAAUGACCUUUUCUCCACCUACGUUCCCCGAGGUCACUUCAACACGCCCACGGACAUCCACGGGCCGAAGCUGGUGGAGCCUCAGGGGCGCCGCUACCACAUCGACCGCAAUUUCGUGGAGUACGCCGGCUGGUCGUUCGCCUAUCGAGUUCGCUCGACAGCCGGCCUUCAAGUCUUUGACCUCCGUUUCAACGGAGAACGGAUCGCCUAUGAGAUCAGCCUCCAGGAAGCCAUCGCCUUCUACGCCGGCGACACGCCGGCCGCGAUGCAAACCAAGUACAUCGACGCGGGCUGGGCGAUGGGCACCUCAAACUAUGAGCUCGCCCCGGGCAUCGACUGCCCGGAAAUCGCCACCUUCGUUGACCUCUACCACUUUUUCGACACGGACAAACCCGUGCGGUACAGAAACGCGCUCUGCAUCUUCGAGAUGACCACGGCCAUGCCUCUGAGACGGCACUUCGACUCUGACUUCCAUGGCGGAUACAACUUCUUCGGCGGGCUGGACAACACUGUGCUGGUCUUGCGGACCACCUCGACGGUUUAUAACUACGAUUACAUCUGGGACUUCGUCUUUUACCAGAACGGCGUUGUGGAAGUGAAGGUCAGCGCCACAGGAUACAUCCACGCCACCUUCUUCACGCCCAACGGGCUCCACUAUGGAACGAAGGUGUACGACUAUGUGCUGGGUAACCUGCACACACAUCUCAUCCAUUACAAAGUAGACCUGGACCUUGCUGGCCGUGAAAACAGCGUGGAGUCGAUGGACCUGAGGUUUGUCAACAUCACCAAUCCCUGGAGCCCGGGACACUUCGUCGUCCAGUCCAAACUCCACAGGACGGAGCUGAAGACGGAGCGAUCGGCCGCCUUCCGCUUCGGCAGGAAGUUCCCCCGCUACGUUCACUUUUACAACCCCAGUGAGAAAAACAAGUGGGGCCACAGCAGGGGGUAUCGCAUCCAGCUGAACUCGCAUGCCCACAGUGUCCUGCCAAGAGGCUGGAGGGAGGAAAACGGCAUCAGCUGGUCCAGGUAUCCUCUGGCCGUGACCCGCCACAAAGACCACGAAGCCACCAGCAGCAGCAUCUACGCCCAGAACGACCCCUGGGAGCCGGCCGUGUCCUUCGAGGACUACAUCCGCAACGACGAGGACAUCGUCAAGAAGGACCUGGUUGCCUGGGUGACGGUGGGCUUCCUGCACGUGCCUCACUCGGAGGACAUCCCCAACACGGCGACGCCGGGCAACGCCGUGGGCUUCUUCCUGCGGCCCUUCAACUUCUUCGACGAGGAUCCGUCGCUGGCGUCCAGGAGCACCGUCAUCGUCCGGCCCGGUCCGGACGGAACGCCCCGGGUCCAGCGGUGGACCCCCGAGGUCGUAGGUCACUGUGUGACCCAGCAGCCGUUCUUCUACAACGGGACCUACGGUGGAGUGUAG
This is a messenger RNA of Salarias fasciatus (jewelled blenny), 2229 nucleotides long. Its product is annotated as amiloride-sensitive amine oxidase [copper-containing]-like. Gene Ontology annotation, biological process: amine metabolic process; response to antibiotic. The record is from RefSeq and is a predicted model, not a curated record. NCBI's taxonomy places the organism in Eukaryota, Metazoa, Chordata, Actinopteri, Blenniiformes, Blenniidae. Gene Ontology annotation, cellular component: plasma membrane. Gene Ontology annotation, molecular function: quinone binding; diamine oxidase activity; primary methylamine oxidase activity.